AUGCUCAGGCUGCGGAUCCCGGCGCACGAUGGCGCUGGGCUAGCUGCAAUCUCUCCGUCUCCUGUGCCGUAUGGCGGUAUCGGCGUUCCCGAACUCGCAGUAGCGGAGCGACUACAGCGUCGCACACACAGCGAGUUAAUCAGAACAGGCCUGUCCGGAAAAGAAUUGCCGCGUAACGCAUUAAUUGCGCCACAGGAGACGGAGACGCAGCAACAAUAG
Molecule: messenger RNA, 219 nt
Organism: Phytophthora nicotianae INRA-310
Lineage: Eukaryota; Oomycota; Peronosporomycetes; Peronosporales; Peronosporaceae
Exons: 2
Coding region: 1-219 (72 amino acids)
Source: RefSeq, a predicted model, not a curated record